Molecule: messenger RNA, 897 nt
Organism: Dacryopinax primogenitus
Lineage: Eukaryota; Fungi; Basidiomycota; Dacrymycetes; Dacrymycetales; Dacrymycetaceae
Product: DnaJ-domain-containing protein
Exons: 3
Coding region: 67-759 (230 amino acids)
Source: RefSeq, a predicted model, not a curated record
AUUUUCUUAUCAUUAGCUCAUUUCCAUCAAUCAAUCAAAACCUACUAACUACCUCUUACAUGCCUCAUGCUCCGUGCAACCGUAUGCUGUAGAUCGUCCGCAAACGCUUUCCGCUCAUUCUCGACAUCUCUGGUCACAAGAGCAGCUACGCUCGACUUGUCAUAUCCUUCUCAUGGUCACCCAACACCCUACGAAAUAUUUCACCUUCCUCGCACGGCAACCCAAGAUGAAAUAAAAGAGAGAUAUUAUGAGCUGGUCCGCCUCCAUCAUCCUGACUCGCCUGUCUGCCGACAUGAACCGGAUAAUGUUCGCCAAGAACGCUUCAAGGCCAUCGCGAAAGCGUACGAAAUUUUGAAGAGCAACCGUAACCCUGCUUAUCUAAAAGAGCUUCAUCGGCGGCAGACACAGCAUGGGUACCCGAAUUACAACCCCACAAGACGGCAGCAAUAUGCCUACCAUUCUCUCGAGGAGGGUUCAAUGGACGUAGGGAACGGCGACGUGUUCUUUGUUGUAACAAUAUUGGCCAUCCUUGGGUCAGUUGUACUCAUCUAUUCUCCCUUUUCUGCCAAAGAACGAUUGGACGCACAUCACGCCUCAGCAUCACACGCACUGGCCGAGGCGAGAAGAGAGGCAAAGGAGUUGAGUGUGCAUCGUAGAAAAAAUCUUAGGAAGUGGAUUGAAGAAGCCGGGUUAGAGGGCGUAACACCCAAUGUAGGGCACGGUUCCGCACGCCGGCAGACUCCAUCAUCCAACAACUGAACGUGUAACUUGUCAGUUUGUACUUUUACAACGGCCAUUCGAUUGCCUGGCACGUUUGGUGUCCAUUAUUCGGAAGCUUGCGGGAUGCCGACAAUGCCAAGACCUUAGGACGUAUGUAAUAAUAUCUCGACAUUGUGU